Molecule: messenger RNA, 1633 nt
Organism: Sphaeroforma arctica JP610
Lineage: Eukaryota; Ichthyosporea; Ichthyophonida
Exons: 11
Coding region: 70-1302 (410 amino acids)
Source: RefSeq, a predicted model, not a curated record
CUUCGAAUAACUAUUUCAUCUAAGCUGUCUUAGUACGAUCAUCCAUAUCGUAGUAAUUUUACAAUCAAAAUGAGAUUCUUCUUCUAUUUCGCUGUCGCGGCACUGGGUGUGGCUAAAGUAUACGCCACCACAGACACAUACACCCCCCCUGAAGGCCUCCCACUAGUCGCGUUCUCUCCAGGAGUCAACUACCAGCUCAUGCAGGCUGACAAUGACGAGUUUGUGAUGCAGCUUACGAUUGACGCUGGUAGCAAGCUCGUGACGCUGCGGCACAAAGACGGCCUCUCUGCAACGGUGGUGGAAGGUUCGUUGCAACGCUCUGAGGAUGGUGCGGUUGUGCAUGCGGGUGACUCAUGGGAAGGCCCUGCUGACGAAUUGCAUACGUUUGCUACAUCGCACGCCACAAAGAUCCCCAGUAAAGUUUUGCUCACGGUGAAAGGAGAAGUCGAAUACUUGGUCAACGGAAAGGUAGUAAACAGAGACAACAGCAAGACGAUUCAGGACAAGUAUAAGAAUGGCCACACCUACUUAGGUCGAGUAGACGGCGAGUUAGACGUUGAGUCGCUCCUCAAUGAGUUCUACAGCACAGUUAAGACUGCCGACAGUGCACAGUCUGUAACAGAAAAGGCCCGAGCUGCACGCACUGAGUUUAUCUUCAAGUAUCUCGCACCCGCCGUAGGUAUGAGUGAGGUGCAGAAUGUCAGCGAAGAAGAGGUUGUGCUACUGGCCAUGACCGGCGCUCCCAAAGAGUUGUACGAGGCUUUCCUCACACUGCCGUAUUCAGCCGAAACGAUUAUGGCUGCGAUAAAACUAGAGAAGAAACUGGACAAUCUGUCAGAGGAACGGGAGCGAAAGGCAGAGAUCGUGGGCAUGGGUGAUGUCUUCCCAGCUGAUGUGGCUGAGGAGUUGGAACGACAAGCUGAAGAAGAUCGGGAGUUCGCGGCCAGAAAACAUCAGAUUAUGAGCGAAAUGCACGAUGGCCACGACAAAGAACUAUUGCCGCACGAAGCUUUGGCCGAAGCCGAUCGAAUGACUAACGAAGCGCUGGAACGAAACAUAGGGGAUAUUUUCGGUAGUGGCAGCCCGUUCCAAAAUAUCGAUACCGGGAAAGACGGACUUUUCGCCAACCUCUUUGGCAAAGGCAGUGCGACGGCUAAUAGUUUUGCGGAGAAGAUCGAAGCGAGUCUGCAGGCUCAGUAUGCGGCGGCCGAGGCUGACGACGGCAAAGCAGCAUGGGACGAACAAAUGCGGAAGGUUAACGAAGAGGACCUUAACAUAGAUGCUGAAGCGAACAUGCAGUAGUUUGGUUUCAUCCCUGUAUGAGAACGUGAAGGUUCGUGACGCAAAACACGUGUUACGGCUAUAUUAGUAUUGCAGCAGCUGGGUACCUUGCCGAUAACGAAAAUGCACAAAAAAUACUACAACAUACCGGGGAAUAGCAAGGGACAAUACAGUUAUUUCGAGAUGAGGGCUGAUAUAAAGCAAUAUAAUUUGACAAUUUUUGGUCAUUUUCGAAGGCGGUCUUUAAUAACCUAAUAAAUAUCUGCAUUCAAGAUUAUCAUCCAACAUGGCAAAAAAACCCCUGUUCGAGUAUACGAGCUAUUUCAGAGUGUGGGUAAUAAACAUCUUCUCG